Messenger RNA from Neltuma alba, 1794 nucleotides. Its product is annotated as acyl-lipid (9-3)-desaturase-like. Gene Ontology annotation, cellular component: membrane. Gene Ontology annotation, molecular function: oxidoreductase activity, acting on paired donors, with oxidation of a pair of donors resulting in the reduction of molecular oxygen to two molecules of water. Lineage: Eukaryota; Viridiplantae; Streptophyta; Magnoliopsida; Fabales; Fabaceae. Bases 87 to 1430 code for a protein of 447 amino acids. The record is from RefSeq and is a predicted model, not a curated record. Gene Ontology annotation, biological process: lipid metabolic process. The transcript has a single exon.
GAUUGGUCUUCUGCUGCUGCAAUCCUACACCUCUCUCCUUCGCAGCAGAAAGAGCAUCUUCUGAUAGAUCUCUCCUUGCUGCUGCAAUGGCGGAGCCAACCAAAUACAUUUCACAGCAAGACCUCAGCAAACACAAUAAAAGGGGAGAUCUUUGGAUCUCUAUACAGGGCAAGAUCUAUGACGUCUCUCAUUGGAUUGAUGAUCACCCUGGCGGUGAGCUUCCAUUGUUCAAUCUCGCCGGCCAGGACGUUACAAACGCCUUUCUUGCUUUCCACCCUGGCUCAGCAUGGCAAUACCUCGACAGGUUCUUUACCGGGUAUUAUCUCCAAGACUACACCACAUCAGAGGUGUCUAAGGAUUAUCAGAAACUUGUAUUUGAGUUCUCCAAGAUGGGUUUAUUUGAAAAGAAAGGACAUGGAGUGUUCUUCUCACUUCUGUUCAUGGCAAUUUCGUUUUGUGUUUGUGUUUAUGGUGUUUUGUGCUGUGAUAGCCCAUGGGUGCAUGUGGGUUGCGGUGGAUUAAUGGGGUUCUUGUGGAUACAGAGCGGGUGGAUUGGGCAUGACUCUGGUCACUAUCAGGUAAUGACGAGUCGGGGAUUCAAUCGGUUUGCCCAGAUCCUUGCUGGGAAUUGCCUUGCAGGCAUCAGUAUUGCAUGGUGGAAGUGGAACCACAAUGCUCAUCACAUUGCUUGUAACAGUCUCGAAUUCGAUCCUGAUCUUCAGCACAUGCCCUUGUUUGCGGUGUCUUCGAAAUUUUUCAACUCCCUUACAUCUUACUUCUACGAGAGGAAGUUGAAUUUUGAUUCUGUAUCAAGAUUCCUGGUUAGCUGUCAGCAUUGGACGUUUUACCCUGUAAUGUGCUUUGCCAGAGUAAACUUAUUCGCUCAAUCGUUCACCUUAUUGCUGUCCAAGAGGAAGGUGCCUAAUAGAGUCCAGGAGCUUCUUGGGCUGCUUGUUUUCUGGAUUUGGUAUCCUCUACUGGUUUCCUGCUUACCCACUUGGUGUGAGAGAAUAUUGUUUGUCGUUGCUAGUUUUGCUGUCACAGGAAUACAACAUGUUCAGUUCUGUUUGAAUCAUUUCUCUGCCAGUGUCUAUGUCGGCCAACCAAACGCCAAUGAUUGGUUUGAGAAGCAGACCAGUGGGACGCUUGAUAUAAAGUGCUCAGCUUGGAUGGAUUGGUUUCAUGGAGGAUUGCAAUUUCAGGUGGCACAUCAUCUGUUUCCCAGGAUACCCCGGUGCCAGUUGAGGAAAAUCUCGCCUUUGGUGAGCGAGCUAUGCAGAACACAUAAUUUGCCCUACAACUGUGUGUCAUUCUGGGAAGCCAAUGCACUGACGAUUCAGACACUCCGAGAUGCAGCCUUCCAGGCUCGCAAUCUCUCUAAUCCCAUUCCCAAAAAUUUAGUUUGGGAAGCUGUUAACACUCACGGUUAAGGGGACCCUGCGAAGCUUCCUGAGAUGCUCUUGACACGGUCAUCUGAGGGUGAUUUUUGGGAAAGAAUAAUUGUUAUGCACUUUGUUUGGAAGCUUCAAUCCCAUCUAUUACUGAUACCCAUCACUUGCAGGUUGGUAUAGUCUUUAUCUUGUUUGUUUUCGCUUUUCAGCCCUUGAGCCGAGGAGAGGCAUGUAAGUACACUGUUCUAUGUUUUACUGUCUUCUCUUUUUAUUUUGAAUGUUUUACUGUCUUCUCUGGACCACGAGGAUUGAAGCAUUUGUUACAUUCAAAUGUACUGAAUGUUCCUCUAGUUUCGUUGCUCAUAUCAGUUUGUUGAAAAUGUUAGCUAUGGUUAACAUCGUA